AUGGACCAAUGGGGUUUAAUUCGCUUUAUAGGGUCCAUUUCGUUGUUUGUCCUCCUCCUUCCUGAAGCCUGCAAGGCUGGUGUCCAAUAUGUAGGCACGAUCUCUCCAGGGGUGCAAGGGUCUCAAAUGACCUGGAUCAAUCUUAAUGGAAUGUUUCUUGUAUCUAACAACUCGAAUUUCGCAUUUGGCUUUACAACUACUCAAGAUGUUACCAAAUUUCUGCUAGUCAUUGUCCACACGGGUAGCUCGAAGGUCAUAUGGUCUGCAAAUAGAGGUUCCCCAGUUUCAAAUUCUGAUAACUUUAUCUUUGGUGAAGAUGGUAAGGUUUCUUUACGAAAAGGGGAAGGUGUGGUUUGGACAGCUGAUACUGGUGGCAAGAGGGUUUCUGCAAUCGAAAUGCAGGAUUCAGGAAAUUUGGUUUUGCUUGGGAAUGACACUAGUGUACUUUGGCAGAGUUUUAGCCAUCCUACCGAUACACUUAUUUCAAACCAGGAUUUUGUAGAUGGAAUGAAACUUGUAAGUGAUCCUAACGCCAAUAACCUGACCCAUAUCCUUGAAAUCAAGUCCGGAGACGUGAUACUUUCUGCUGGUUUCCAACCUCCGCAGCCUUAUUGGUCCAUCCAAAAAGAGAGCCGGAGAACCGUCAAUAAAGAUGGUGGGAAAGUUGCUGUGGCAUCUCUCCGUGGAAAUUCAUGGAGGUUCUAUGAUGGAAACAAAGUGUUAUUGUCACAAUUUAUUUUCUCUGAUAGUACUGAUGCAAAUGCCACUUGGAUUGCAGUUCUAGGAAUUGAUGGUAUUAUCUCUUUCUACAAUCUUGAUGAUAGAGGCAGUGAUUCACAAACAAAAAUACCGAAUGAUCCAUGCAGCAGACCAGAACCUUGCGACUCACUUUAUGUUUGUUCUGGUAACAAUGUAUGCCAGUGCCCUUCUGGUCUUACUACCCGCCCAAAUUGCCAGACAGGGAUUGUCUCUACCUGUGAUGGUUCAAAUGGUUCUACAGAGCUUGUGAGUGCUGGGAACGGGCUCAAUUAUUUUGCUCUGGGGUUUGUACCACCCUCUUCAAAAACGGAUCUGGAAGGCUGUAAAUCCGCUUGUGAUGGUAACUGCUCAUGCCUUGCUCUUUUCUUCCAAAACAGUUCUGGAAACUGCUUCCUGUUCAGUAACAUAGGAAGUUUGCAGAACUCUAAUGCAGGCUCUAGUUUUGUUGCAUACAUUAAAGUUUUGAGUGGAAGCAGUGGUUCCAAUGCUGGAGGAGGAAGCAGCCAUAAAAGCUUUCCAGUUGUUGUGAUAAUAGUCAUUGCCACAUUGAUCGCCAUUUGUGGUAUACUUUAUUUGGCAUUUCGUUAUCACAGGAAAAAGAAGAAAAGGCCUGAAUCUCCCCACGACACCUCAGAAGAUGAUAACUUCAUAGAGGGUUUAUCUGGGAUGCCAAUCCGUUUUAGUUACAGAGAUCUUCAGAUUGCAACUAAUAACUUCUCAGUGAAGCUUGGACAAGGAGGAUUUGGCUCAGUUUAUCAAGGAGCUCUCCCAGAUGGAACUCGACUGGCUGUGAAGAAGUUGGAAGGCAUUGGUCAGGGAAAGAAAGAAUUUCGAGCUGAAGUUACAAUCAUUGGUAGUAUCCAUCAUCACCACUUGGUCAGGCUAAGAGGCUUCUGUGCUGAAGGAACUCACCGCCUUCUUGCUUAUGAGUUCAUGCCAAAUGGGUCUUUGGAUAAAUGGAUCUUCAAGAGGAACAAAGAAGAAUUCCUGUUGGAUUGGGAAACAAGAUUCAAUAUUGCUGUUGGAACAGCAAAAGGACUAGCUUAUCUCCACGAAGACUGUGAUUCAAAGAUCAUUCAUUGCGACAUAAAACCGGAAAACGUGCUUCUUGAUGGUCAGUUUCUUGCCAAAGUCUCAGAUUUUGGCUUGGCUAAGUUGAUGAAUCGAGAGCAAAGCCAUGUUUUCACAACAUUAAGAGGCACCAGGGGGUACCUUGCACCAGAAUGGAUCACAAAUUAUGCCAUAUCAGAGAAAAGUGAUGUUUAUAGCUAUGGCAUGUUGUUGCUUGAGAUCAUUGGUGGAAGAAAAAACUUUGUUCCAACCGAAUCUUCAGAGAAGUCCCAUUUCCCCUCUUAUGCAUUCAAGAUGAUGGAAGAAGGGAAACUGAGAGAAAUCGUUGAUUCGAAGCUCAAGUUCAACCAAGACGAUGAGAGGGUCUCCGCAUCUAUUAAAGUUGCAUUGUGGUGUAUACAGGAAGAUAUGCAUCUCAGGCCAUCAAUGACCAAAGUUGUCCAAAUGCUUGAAGGUCUCUCCCCAGUUCCAAUGCCACCAACUUCAUCACCGUUGGGUUCUCGCCUUUUUUCAAGUUUCUUCAAAUCAGUAAGUGAGGAGGGCACUUCCUCAGGACCAUCAGACUACAAUAGUGAUGCUUACCUCUCUGCAGUGCGGCUUUCCGGCCCAAGAUAA
Messenger RNA from Dovyalis caffra, 2445 nucleotides. Lineage: Eukaryota; Viridiplantae; Streptophyta; Magnoliopsida; Malpighiales; Salicaceae. The record is from the annotation of a GenBank genome assembly.